This is a messenger RNA of Tigriopus californicus, 664 nucleotides long. Its product is annotated as heat shock factor-binding protein 1-like. Gene Ontology annotation, biological process: cellular heat acclimation. Gene Ontology annotation, cellular component: nucleus; cytosol. NCBI's taxonomy places the organism in Eukaryota, Metazoa, Arthropoda, Copepoda, Harpacticoida, Harpacticidae. Gene Ontology annotation, molecular function: transcription corepressor activity. The transcript has a single exon. The record is from RefSeq and is a predicted model, not a curated record. Bases 220 to 525 code for a protein of 101 amino acids.
GUCACAGACAUCUACAUUCCACAUGAACCCAGUCAUCACGAAAUCCUCCAUUCCUCCGAUUUCACACACACACUCUCCUCCGCUUUUUCUUUGUCCCCAAAUUGGUCACCCUGGACUGUUUUCCCCCGAGCUUUGUCAAUAUCAACUUGAGCAUCCACAGAUUUCCCAGAGUGACGACUGUCAACCCAUAGAUUCCCGUUCUCUCCCUCUCCUAACAUCAUGUCAAACGCUGAGGACUCGGUCAAGCCCCCCGAAUUGAGUGGGAACGAGAGCGCCCCGGGCGGAUCUCUGGCCACCAACGAUCCCAAGAACGUCCAAGAGCUCACCAAUUACAUCCAAAGCAUGCUUCAACAGAUGCAAGAUCGCUUCCAGACCAUGUCGGAUCAGAUCAUCAGUCGGAUUGACGACAUGGGUACCAGGAUCGACGACCUUGAGCACAACAUCAACGAUCUCAUGGUCCAGACUGGUGGGACUGCUCCGGGCACCAAUCCGGAAGCAAGUGGACAGAACAAUGGAGACAAGUAGAUGGAGAAAAAGGGGGGUUCGAUUUGUUUCGUUAUCUCAUUGGAUUGUCCCAGAACGCCCCCCUGGCAUUUCCCGUCAUGAUUGAGUGAAAUGAUGAAUGGAAAAUAAAAUUACGUGUGUGACCAGCUCAAAACGAGAA